AUGGCGGCCAUGUAUUUUACAACCCACAAGCCCCUAAACCUGGCAGCCAUGUAUUUUACAAAUCACAAGCCACUAAAUCUGAAAGACAUGUAUUUUACAAACCACAAGCCCCUAAACCUGGCAGUCAUUUUUUUUACAAAUCACAAGCCACUUAACCUGGAAGACAUGUAUUUUACAAACCACAGGCCCCCAAACCUGAAAGACAUGUAUUUUACAAACCACAAGCCCCCAAACCUGGCAGCUAUGUAUUUUACAAACCACAAGCCCCAAAACCUGGAAGCCAUCCAUGUAUUUUACAAACCACAAGCCCCAAAACCUGGAAGCCAUGUAUUUUACAAACCACAAGCCCACAAACCUGACAGCCAUGUAUUUUACAAACCACAAGCACCAAACCUGGAAGCCAUGUAUUUCACAAACCACAAGCCCCCAAACCUGGCAGCCAUAUAUUUUACAAACCACAAGCCCCCAAACCAGGCAGCCAUGUAUUUUACAAACCACAAGCCCCUAAACCUGGUAGCCAUGUAUUUUACAAUCCACAAGCCCACAAACCUGGCAGCCAUGUAUUUUACAAACCACAAGCCCAAAAACCUGCAAGCCAUCCAUGUAUUUUACAAACCACAAGCCCACAAACCUGGCAGCCACGUAUUUUACAAAUCACAAGCCCACAAACCUGAAAGCCACAUAUUUUACAAACCACAAGUCCCCAAACCUGGCAGCCAUGUAUUUUACAAACCACAAGCCCACAAACCUGGCAGCUAUGUAUUUUACAAAUCACAAGCCCCUAAACUGGCAGCCAUGUAUUUUACAAAACACAAGCCCACAAACAUGGAAGCCAUGUAUUUUACAAACCACAAGCCCACAAACCUGGCAGCUAUGUAUUUUACAAACCACAAGCCCCUAAACCUGGCAGCUAUGUAUUUUACAAACCACAAGCUCAAAACUGGCAGCCAUGUAUUUUACAAAUCACAAGCCCACAAACCUGGCAGCUGUGUAUUUUACAAACCACAAGCCCACAAACCUGGCAGCCAUGUAUUUACAAGCCACAAGCCCCUUAACCUGGCAGCCAUCCCCAAAACCUGGACGCCAUACAAACCACAAGCCCCUAAACCUGGCAGCUAUGUAUUUUACAAACCACAAGCCCCAAACCUGGAAGCAAUGUAUUUUACAAACCAUAAGCCCCCAAACAUGGCAGCCAUGUAUUUUACAAACCACAAGCCCCAAAACCUGGAAGCCAUGUAUUUUGCAAACCACAAGCCCCCAAACCUGGCAGCCAUCCAUGUAUUUUACAAACCACAAGCCCCAAAACCUGGAAGCCAUGCAUUUUACAAACCACAAGCCCCAACAUUGGCAGCCAUGUAUUUUACAAACCACAAACCCACAAACCUGGCAGCCAUGUAUUUUACAAACCACAAGCCCCCAAACCUGAUAGCCAUGUAUUUUACAAACCACAAGCCCCCAAACCUGGCAGCCAUCCCUAAAAAUGGCAGCCAUGUAUUUUACAAACCACAAGCCCCUAAACCUGGCAGCUAUGUAUUUUACAAACCACAAGCUCCUAAACCUGGCAGCUAUGUUUUUUACAAACCACAAGCACCUAAACCUGGCAGCUAUGUAGUUUACAAACCACAAGCCCACAAACCUGGCAGCUAUGUAUUUUACAAACCACAAGCCCCUUAA
Dreissena polymorpha is the source of this 1674-nucleotide messenger RNA. RefSeq lists its product as uncharacterized. NCBI's taxonomy places the organism in Eukaryota, Metazoa, Mollusca, Bivalvia, Myida, Dreissenidae. The record is from RefSeq and is a predicted model, not a curated record. The transcript is spliced from 6 exons. Bases 1 to 1674 code for a protein of 557 amino acids.